UUCCGGCUCCGGCCGUCCCUCAUCGUCUAUACAGCAGUCUCCUCUUUCCCAACUCCAUUGUAUCUCAAGACUUCAACUUUCUCCGGUGGGGCAAAACCAGAUAACCUGAAUAAUCAUAAACUCCAUCUCACAUACGAAAUCAAACCCUUUAUCAACUUUCUACCAAUGCCGCCAUGUCAAUAAAUCAUUCUGUAGAAUGCAUACCAGGCUAGGAUUUUGGUUGGUAUGGGUCAGAAGAUCGUCAGUUUUCAAUUUGACAUCAACCCAGAGAUUUGGAAGCAUAAACAGGAGAGGUUACUUAUCUGAUUCUCUCUACCAUCGAGCUCCAAUCUCCAUAAACGACGGUUCAUUCAGGAGAGUUGUAUCCAACUUCUUUGUACAUGGGCGACGGCAAUUUUCUGGCUAUGCAGUUGAACAGUUCUCCGAUGACGAGUACGACGGCGAUUGCGACAAUCAUAAGGCUUCAUCAUCAGUUGCUAACAUUGAUGAGUGGAAGUGGAAACUUAACAUGCUAUUACAAAAAGAAAGUGAUCAAGAAAUAGUCUCUAGAGAUAAAAGAGAUAGGAGAGAUUAUGAGCAGAUUUCCAACCUUGCCAAAAAGAUGGGCCUUUACUGUCAGGUAUAUGGAAAAGUGGUGGUUGCUAGCAAGGUACCUCUUCCUAAUUACAGACCAGAUCUUGAUGAUAAACGGCCUCAAAGGGAGGUUGUUAUUCCUUUAAGCUUGCAAAGGAGAGUAGAGGGUCUGUUGCAGGAAUAUCUUGAUAGAAUGCAAUUAAAUUCUGGAAAACACAUGGAGCCUUCAACUGAUUCUAAGAUUUCAAAGGUAGAUGUAAAUCUGGAUGAUGAGCCAGAUUCUCUGCUUGAUGAAUCUGUCAUGGAAAAGGUUCUUCAUAGGAGGAGCUUAAGAAUGCGGAAUAUGCAGAGGGCCUGGCAGGAGUCACCAGAAGGUAACAGGAUUUUAGAUUUCCGAGAAUCACUUCCUGCAUUUAAAGAGAAGGAAAGGCUUCUUCAAGCGAUUGCAAAGAAUCAGGUUGUUGUAAUCUCUGGGGAGACUGGAUGUGGUAAAACGACGCAACUUCCUCAAUUCAUAUUAGAGUCUGAAAUAGAGUCUGGUCGUGGAGCAUUCUGCAACAUAAUUUGUACACAACCUCGAAGAAUAUCAGCCAUGGCUGUUUCAGAUAGAGUAGCUACUGAGAGGGGAGAGCCGCUUGGUGAAACUAUUGGCUAUAAAGUUCGAUUAGAGGGAAUGAGAGGAAGAAACACUCAUUUACUUUUUUGUACCAGUGGUAUUUUGCUUCGGCGAUUAUUGAGUGACCGCAAUCUUAAUGGUAUAACCCAUGUUUUUGUUGAUGAAAUACAUGAGCGGGGCAUGAAUGAAGAUUUUCUAUUGAUUGUGUUGAAGGACCUGCUUCCACGGCGUCCAGAUCUAAGAUUAAUUUUAAUGAGUGCCACUUUAAAUGCGGAGCUAUUUUCAAACUAUUUUGGAGGGGCACCAACAAUCCAUAUUCCUGGAUUUACACAUCCUGUAAGAGCACAGUUUCUGGAAGAUGUACUGGAGAUGACUGGAUAUAGGUUGACUUCAUUUAACCAAAUUGAUGAUUAUGGCCAAGAUAAGUUGUGGAAGACACAGAAACAGUUAGCUCCCAGGAAAAAGAAAAAUCAGAUAACUGCACUUGUGGAGGAUGCUCUAAAUAAAUCAAGCUUUGAGAAUUAUAGCUCGAGGGCUCGUGAUUCACUCUCUUCUUGGUCACCCGAUGGCAUAGGGUUUAAUCUUAUUGAGGCUGUCUUAUGUCAUAUAUGUAGAAAGGAAAGGCCUGGUGCUGUGUUAGUAUUUAUGACAGGGUGGGAGGAUAUUAGUUGUUUAAGGGAUCAGCUUAAAGCUCAUCCUCUUCUAGGUGAUCCAAACAGAGUGCUUUUGUUAACUUGCCAUGGCUCAAUGGCAACAUCCGAGCAGAAAAUCAUAUUUGAUAUGGCGCCCCCUAAUGUCAGAAAAAUAGUACUUGCCACCAAUAUGGCAGAAGCAAGUAUUACAAUCAAUGAUAUAGUCUUUGUAGUUGAUUGUGGCAAAGCAAAGGAGACCACAUAUGAUGCUCUUAAUAAUACUCCGUGUCUCUUACCUUCAUGGAUAUCACAAGCUUCUGCUAAGCAAAGAAAAGGAAGGGCUGGCCGUGUGCAGUCUGGCGAGUGUUAUCAUCUCUAUCCCAGAUGUGUCUAUGAAGCCUUUUCUGAAUAUCAACUCCCCGAACUUCUGAGGACUCCUCUAAAUUCUCUUUGCUUGCAAAUAAAAAGUUUGCAGGUGGAGAGUAUAGGAGAAUUUUUGUCAGCUGCUUUGCAGCCACCUGAACCAUUAGCUGUGCAAAAUGCAAUUGAGUUCUUGAAGAUGAUUGGAGCAUUGGAUGAGAAUGAAAAUCUAACACAUCUUGGAAGUUUCUUGUCUAAGCUUCCGGUGGACCCAAAGCUAGGAAAGAUGUUAGUGAUGGGUGCUAUAUUUAGAUGUUUUGAUCCUGUUCUGACUAUUGUAGCUGGACUUAGUGUCAGGGAUCCUUUUCUUUUGCCUCAAGAUAAAAAGGAUUUGGCAGGGAUUGCUAAGUCCAGAUUUUCUGCAAAGGACUAUAGCGAUCAUAUGGCGCUUGUCCGAGCUUACGAAGGAUGGAAAGAUGCAGAGAGGGAAGGAUCAUCAUAUGAAUAUUGCUGGAGGAAUUUUCUUUCAUCCCAAACCUUGCAAGCGAUUCAUUCUCUAAGGAAGCAAUUUAGUUUCAUCCUUAGAGAUGCUGGGCUGCUGGAUGCUGAUUCGGAAAUUAAUAAUAAACUAAGCUACAAUCAGUCACUAGUUCGUGCGGUUAUAUGUUCUGGCCUUUUUCCCGGAAUAUCGUCUGUUGUGCAAAGGGAGAUGUCAAUGUCUUUCAAAACAAUGGAUGAUGGCCAGGUUUUGCUUUAUGCUAAUUCAGUGAACACGCGUUAUCAGACGAUUCCCUACCCAUGGCUGGUCUUUGGGGAAAAGAUAAAAGUCAAUACUGUUUUUAUACGGGACUCCACUGGUGUUUCUGAUUCCAUCUUGAUUCUUUUUGGAGGUAAAGUCAGCGAUGGUGUUGAGGACGGACAUUUGAAAAUGUUGGAAGGGUACAUCGACUUCUUCAUGGAUCCAAGCUUAUCCGAGUGCUAUACAAUGCUUAAGGAGGAACUUGACAAGCUUAUCCGGAAAAAACUACAAGAUCCAAGCCUCGACAUCCACAAAGAAGGGAAGUUCCUAAUGUUAGCCGUUCAGGAGCUAGUAUCAGGUGAUAUAUGCGAAGGCAGGUUUGUAUUCGGCCGCGAAAGCAAGAAGGCCAAGGAACCUGCUGUCAGUAGCGACAGAUUUACAAGAGACGGAGCAAAUCCAAAGAGCUUAUUGCAAACUCUUUUGAUGAGAGCUGGCCACUCGGCACCAAAAUACAAGACAAAGCAUCUAAAGACGAAUGAAUUCAGAGCUUUAGUCGAGUUUAAAGGAAUGCAAUUUGUUGGAAAGCCUAAGAGAAACAAACAGAUUGCUGAAAGGGAUGCAGCCAUUGAGGCUUUGGCUUGGUUGACUCAUACUUCUAACGUUAAUCAGGAUAACGAAGAUGAUAAUACGACGCCAGAUGUUACUGACAAUAUGCUUAAACUUCUUCACAAGCAUAGGAGAAAGUCGAAUAGGCGGUCUGGUUAGAGAGGAAAUUGUUAUCUUAAUAUCCAAUUGGGGAUUUGAAGUGGAACUUUGAUUAAAUUUUGAUGUUCAUUAAGAGAAAUGGAUGAGAUACAAUAAAUUUUCUUAAUUUAA
This is a messenger RNA of Impatiens glandulifera, 3796 nucleotides long. RefSeq names its product DExH-box ATP-dependent RNA helicase DExH3. Gene Ontology annotation, cellular component: nucleus; intracellular anatomical structure. The transcript is spliced from 19 exons. Bases 197 to 3685 code for a protein of 1162 amino acids. Gene Ontology annotation, molecular function: ATP binding; RNA binding. Lineage: Eukaryota; Viridiplantae; Streptophyta; Magnoliopsida; Ericales; Balsaminaceae. The record is from RefSeq and is a predicted model, not a curated record.